GGUUGCCCCACUGUGGCGCCGUACAGAACUCCAACGCACCGAAGUCUGGAGACGUCAUCAGUCCGCGCCGCACAGGGGAAACGUGUGUAGGAGAGCGAUCUUUGGUAAAGGAGAGGAGAGAAAAGUCUUCUCGAAAAUCUGCGUGAACAUGGCAACGCUUCAAGAGCCAGAGGUCCAGCUCGCACAACGACUAGCCUCAAACGAGAAGCCUAUCCGGACCAAGGCUUUGAAGAAACUGAGGAAGUACAUCACUGUCCGCUCUCACAGCGACACAGGUGAAUUCUCAAGUGAUGAGCUGCUCAAACUGUGGAAAGGUCUGUUCUACUGUCUGUGGAUGCAGGACAAACCACUGCUGCAGGAGGAGCUGUCAACCCAGAUCUCCGCCCUGAUCCACAGCUUCCACCACAUCGAUGGACAGUUGUUGUACCUGGAGAGCUUCCUGCAGACGUUGAAGAGGGAGUGGACAGGAAUCGACCGGCUGCGAAUGGACAAGUUCUUCCAGCUGGUUCGCUUCAUGUUCAGACAAACCUUUCAGAUGCUGAAGAUGAAAAGCUGGGAGAGCAGUGCGGUCAGCAGGUUCCUGGAGCUGCUGACAGCACAGCUCCUGCAGAGCAGCAGCGGGGCCCCCAGCGGCCUGCAGUUCCACGUCCUGGACCUGUAUAUGAGCGAGCUGGCCACAGUGGGUGCAGCAGAGCUCACUGCUGAUCAGAACUUGAUUUUCAUCGAGCCAUUCUGCAAAACAGCAGCCAAAACCAAAGACCGGGCUCUGUUCGGUGCCAUCUGCAACAGCGUCCUCUGCACCAUCAUCGACCAGGCCCCGUUCGCUAUCGACGAUUUGAUGAAGGAGGUGAAGGCAGCAGAGGCCUCGGACUCAGACUCGGGGCAGGCUUCAGAAGAGGACGACGGUGACGAGCAGCCAAGGGAGAGGAAGAGCAAAGCUGUCUGUGACAUAGGAAGGAAGCAGACCAACGGCAAUAAAUCAAAUGAAGAUGAUGAUGAUGAUGAUGAUGAUGAGCUUCUUCACAUGGAGGAGGAUUCGGACACAGAGGAGCCAUGUGAUGAAGACGUCGGGCCGGUGCUACAGUUUGCCUAUGCGGCCCUGGCAGACAGGCUGUUUGGGUUGGCCAGCCGCAACAGCACUCCCAGCAAGAACAGACAGAGGUUGUACAAGAUCAUCAGAGUCCUGCGUGACCUGCAUGAAGGCAACUUCCCUCAGGAUGAGUAUCCAGAGGAGGUCUCCACAGAUGAGGAUGAUGACAUGUUUGGUACCAGGAAGAGAAUGAAGAGAGGGCGAAGCCGUGUGGAGGAUGACGAGGACGAGGAUGAGGGGGUGCCAGCAGCCAAGAAAACUAAAGGAAAGAAAAAAGCGGCUUCCAAACUCGACUCACAAAGUAAGGAGGAGUCAGGGAAAGAUGAAGAGGAGCCAGCUGACUUUAAUGCAAAUCAUGAAAACAAAAAGAAGAAGAAGAACAGGAGGAGGAAGAAGAAGACAAAUAAGGCGGGACCAGGAGGAGGUGGUGAAGGAGAUGCAGACAGGCCUGAACCAACAGUGGUACCAGGAGAGGUGGCACAGACGCAGUGCAGAGGCGCUGUAGCAGUGACCGAGGCAGAGACUGUGCUCCUCUCUGAAGAAGACAAACAGCUUACCGUCCUAGCAGAGGACAGCUCCGAAGAGCUUGCACAGAAGAAAGAGGCGGAGACUUCUGAUGUUAAAGCCGACGUGAUGGAGGCUGAGGAGCAGCAGACUCCUGUUGGAACAGAGAGUUCUCCCGAAGGCCCUGCGACAGUCUCUGGGAAGAGGAAGAAGAGGAAAAGUCUGAAAGCGAAGUUACCAACCAAUGAUAUCGCUGAUGAAUCCUGGGUCACCACAGAGGUCACACCAGUUGCUAGUGAGGAGUCUGCUGACACUGAGGGUAAUGCUGUGAGCACAGAAGCAGAUCUCCCCCAGGCUUCAGGGCAAGAGGGCCCGACCACUUCAGUCGAGAAGCCGACUGAUUCUACUACCCCGAUUAACAAGAAGAAGAGUAAGAAAAAUAACCGCAAGGCUGAUGAGGCGCCAGACGCUGAGACUCAGGCACAUUUGGAGGUAGAGGAAAAACCCGCUGUAGUUCCAUCAGUCUGUGAGGAAGCAUCACCACAUGCUGCCGUCCAGCCAAUUAAAAAAAAGAAAAAGGCCAAGCAAGCGCACCCAGCUGCUGCAGAUGAAAGCACUGUAAAACCACUGAAGAAGAAAAAGACUCAAAAGGAACCUCAGACUUCAGUGGAUAAGGAUGCAGCGGCUGGAACCCCUCAGGCUGAAGAUGCUGAGUUUAAGAUCACCAUGGCAACACCAGCAAAGAAGAAGAAAAAGAAGUUGGCAGCAGCCGAGAAGGAUGAUGAAACCCAUUUGCAGGUCGAUGAUGGUGUCAAUGAGCUCCCAGCGGAUGGAGCUGCAGCUGUCUCUUCCUCUGGGAAAGGAGUGAAGAAGAAGAGGAAGAUCCCUGUGACGUUUGAGUACGAGGCUGAUGAGCUGGAGGCUGCAUCCACCAAUGGCCUGGCAGAGGAACCAACUGUUGCCAAGAAGCCCAAAGCAGGCAGUGGUUUUACUAAGCCAUCUAUAGCAAAAAAGUCACAGAAGAAGGCGAAGACUUCCUCAGGCUCUGCGUCUGACCUAAUCACCUUCCAGAUGAAUGCUGCAGCCCCCCCGGCUCUGUUCUGCAGCAGGCCGCUGUCCGGCAAGAAGAAGAUCCAAACUCCCCCGUCAGAAUCAAAGAAGGUGACCUUCGGCCUCAAGAACAACAAGACAGCUGAGUUCAGGAAAACGGACCGCAGCCUGCUGCUGAGUCCAGAUGGGUCAUCACGAGUGCCCUUCGACCCAAAGCAGAAACCCAAGUUUGGGGUCCUAAAGUCUCCGCCCACACCACUCUCUGCCAGAAAGACCCCGAAGGCCAACAAGAAGAGCGGCCUCAAUACUCCAAAGGAGACUCCUAAACGCCGGCCCUCAGCAGCAGACUUCUUCUAACCCCCCCUCACUGACAGACUGUAGAUACAGACCCACUGUUCUCUGUGAACCCAACAGACUGACUUCCCUUUUGAUAUAUAUAUAUAUAUAUAUAUAUAUCUAUAUAGAAGUAUUUCUAUGUUUCGCUAUCAGUGUUGCUUUUGCCUCUUUAAGGGACUCAAAGUUUUAAUAAAUUUUCAAUUCAUGCCUUCA
This is a messenger RNA of Eleginops maclovinus (Patagonian blennie), 3193 nucleotides long. RefSeq names its product ribosomal RNA processing 1 (gene rrp1). The record is from RefSeq and is a predicted model, not a curated record. The coding region runs from base 149 to 3001 and encodes 950 amino acids. NCBI's taxonomy places the organism in Eukaryota, Metazoa, Chordata, Actinopteri, Perciformes, Eleginopidae. Gene Ontology annotation, cellular component: preribosome, small subunit precursor; nucleus. Gene Ontology annotation, biological process: rRNA processing. The transcript is spliced from 16 exons.